GAAUCCGAUAGAUCCUUUCGCUCACAUCUCUUUUCCCCCACCUCUCCAUUUAGCUUCAGUUACCUUUUAAAAUUAUUAAUUUCAUGACUUUCUUACGUUAUUCCUUCCCUUUAUCUUGGAAUUAUAGUAUCUUGGACAUAAAUCUAUGAAUGAGUGACGGCUGUUACGCUCACAAUGAAACCGUGGUGAGUCAGCCCGCAGCUAGACAGCAUGACUACGAUACGGCAUCUUGUCUAGACUCUAGAGUAGACGAGUAACUAUCGUCGGGUUCCUCUCGUCUGUUUCGCAAAUCAGUCUCCAGGUCUGCCAUUUAUCGACACAAUUAGCAUUUGCCGUUUGCGGCAUACUUGAAGUACUUCUACUUUAACUGCAAACAGUUGUUUCCUGUUUGGAUACUGCAACGUGGAACAUCUUUGCCAGGCGGCAGGAAUUUCGGUGUGUUGAACGAUGAAUGAUUUUAUCGAGUUGGCAAGUGGCCAGCUGCCGGCCAUUGGCAUUGGUGCUGCAGCCAUUGCGGCCACCGCUGGUGUUGCAUAUUAUGUGAAACACCGGUCUCCGCCUAUAGAAACCAUUGUUCCUUUGGAAGAGCAGUCUCUUCCGGUUGGGAAGGACCGUUACUGCCGGGCAUCUAAACUGGUCCCCGAAGGCACGUUUUUGGAAUACUUUUACGAGGAUGUGCGGACUGUGUACGAUGUAUUCCAACGUGGAAUGCGGGUGUCCGACGAUGGUCCAUGCUUGGGUCGGCGUCCACCGGGAACGCACACUUACGAAUGGAUCUCCUACUCAGAAACAAUCAAACGGGCCCAGUUACUCGGAUCUGCCCUGAUACAUUUUGGCGUUAAACCGACGAACGAUACAUGUGUUGGAAUUUUCGCUAAAAAUCGCCCAGAGUGGAUAAUUACGGAGCUGGCGUGUUACACAUAUUCGAUGGUGUUGGUGCCGGUUUAUGACACAUUGGGUGUGGAUGCGUGUGGACAUAUCAUUUCGCAAGCGGAAAUCUCGGUGAUGGUGUGCGAUAAGAAUGAGCAGGCGCUGACAUUGUUGAAAUUGAAGGAGAAAGCGCCAGUUUUACGGCGAAUAAUUAUCAUGGAUCCACCUUCAGAGGAAGUUAUGGCACAAAGUCGAAAAGCGAACGUGCAAGUUCUCCUGCUUGAAGAGGUUCUAAAAAUCGGACAAGAUAACCUCAUUCCCCCAAAGCCUGCAAAGCCAGAAGAAAUCGCCACAAUCUGUUAUACCAGCGGCACCACCGGCACACCGAAAGGCGUCAUGCUGACCCAUUACAAUGUUAUGGCUGCGGUGUGCGCCACGAUGAAACAGAUUUCCCUGAAAGUCGGUCCACAGCUCGGUGAUUCCAUGUGUUCCUUUCUUCCUCUUAGUCAUAUGUUGGAGCGGUGUUGUGAGACGGCCAUAUACAUGGAAGGCGGAAGGGUUGGCUUCUACAGCGGGGAUAUUCGGAAAAUCAACGAGGAUAUGCAGGCGCUGAAGCCCACGUGUGUUGUAGUAGUUCCGCGGUUGUUAAACCGUAUAUUUAGUGCCGUUACCGGAAAGGUUAAAGGCUCUUGGACAAAGCACGCUUUGCUUACCAUGGGAGUGUGGUUCAAAGAAUGGGAUCUGCAAAAUCACAUCAUCAGCCGUGACACUGUCUGGGAUCAGUUAAUGUUCAAGAAAGUGCAGGAACAAUUAGGAGGAAAUUUGCGGUUUAUGGUUGUCGGAAGUGCCCCGCUAUCACAGAAGGUUUUACGAUUUUGUCGUGUGGCCUUCGGCUGUUCCAUUAUGGAAGGGUACGGUCAAACGGAAGCCGUCUGUCCCAUUACGCUUACCAUACACGGUGACGUGUUUCCAGAGAUUACGGAAGGCGGCGCUGGUCAUGUGGGGCCACCUGUGCCCUGUUGUAUGGUUAAGCUGGUCGACGUUCCGGAAAUGAACCUGAUCGUUAAUCGGGAUGGGUCGGGCGAGAUCUGUGUAAAAGGAGCGACCGUCUUUCAAGGCUAUUACAAGGAACCGGGGAAAACCGCGGAAGUUUUGGAUGCCGAUGGCUGGCUCCAUACCGGUGAUAUCGGACUGUGGACAGAAAACGGCUGUCUGCGCGUAAUUGACCGUAAGAAACACAUCUUCAAGCUGUCUCAAGGAGAGUACAUUGCACCGGAAAAAAUCGAGUCGGUGUACCAGAAAAACCAGUACGUUGGACAAGUUUUCGUCCAUGGAGACAGUCUUAAAUCUUGCUUAGUGGGAAUUGUUGUUCCCGAUGAAGAUGCCUUGAAACGAUGGGCAGCCGCUGAAGGGAUGAAAGGCGAUUCUUUUAAGGAUUUAUGCCAGAGUUCCAAAGCGAAGAAUAUGAUUCUCAAAGAACUGACGGCAGAAGGCAAAGCCGCUUCACUCCACUCAUUUGAACAGGUAAAAGAUAUUCUUCUCCUUCCGGAACCGUUCAGUGUGGAGAAUGAUAUGUUAACUCCGACGCUGAAGACGAAACGAAAUGAGAUUAGGAAAUCCUUCGCACAAAAACUGUCCGAGAUGUAUACAAAUUUGGAUUAGUGUAAUUGUUAUUCGUCAGUGGACAUUUUAGAGGAUUCUCAUCGCUAGUCGCUUUUGCGUUCCUAAUUUUAGUGUGAUCGUAAUGCGGAUGUCGUCUGCACAGGCUGUAUUACCGGUAAUAUUCUGCGUUAAUAAGCUAAACUGUUGUUGUUAAUUUAUUAAGUUCCCGUUUGCUAGUUUAGUUUGAAAGGGUUUAAUUAUUGUGAUCACGGUUAACGUUAAUUAAUAACCAGUUAAUAUCCAUGCAAGUGCUGCUACAAGGAUGAAAAUUAAUGCAUUAAAACGAGGAUGCA
This is a messenger RNA of Paramacrobiotus metropolitanus, 2825 nucleotides long. Its product is annotated as long-chain-fatty-acid--CoA ligase 5-like. The coding region runs from base 448 to 2532 and encodes 694 amino acids. Gene Ontology annotation, molecular function: long-chain fatty acid-CoA ligase activity. Gene Ontology annotation, biological process: long-chain fatty acid metabolic process. Gene Ontology annotation, cellular component: endoplasmic reticulum; membrane. Lineage: Eukaryota; Metazoa; Tardigrada; Eutardigrada; Parachela; Macrobiotidae. The transcript is spliced from 12 exons. The record is from RefSeq and is a predicted model, not a curated record.